Trichosurus vulpecula (common brushtail) is the source of this 2618-nucleotide messenger RNA. RefSeq names its product toll like receptor 6 (gene TLR6). The record is from RefSeq and is a predicted model, not a curated record. NCBI's taxonomy places the organism in Eukaryota, Metazoa, Chordata, Mammalia, Diprotodontia, Phalangeridae. Gene Ontology annotation, molecular function: lipopeptide binding; transmembrane signaling receptor activity; Toll-like receptor 2 binding. Gene Ontology annotation, cellular component: membrane. Gene Ontology annotation, biological process: toll-like receptor signaling pathway; immune response; cellular response to bacterial lipopeptide.
CUGAGGCCUGGAGAAGUGAUGCAUUGCUCACAGAGAAGUUAGAGGAAACUCUUCUCUUCCUCUGAAGAGAAAUCUGGAUAACAAUGAUUGCUCUUACACCUUUUUUCAAAUCAAAACUAUGAAAGAUGAAGAAGGAAAUACUGAGGAUUAUGCAGGAGACAGAAUUUGGACCUGUAUUGAAAUACUCUAAAGAAUGACAGUGACCCUUAAGGAUGUCCACGGCAACACUAUGGCUAACCCACCAAUCAUCAGAACAUUUCGUUUCGUUUACAUCUUCAUGUUGAUCCUUGGGAGCAGAAUCCAACAUUCUUUGGAAAAUGCAUUUGUGGGUAACUAUUCAAACAACUUUCUCAGGCAUGUUCCAAGACUCCUGUCAUCAAAAACAACAGUCUUAGAUCUGUCACUAAACAAUAUAGCUGAGCUUCAGAUUGAAGACUUCAAACCUCUACCAAAGCUGAGAGUUUUAAAACUUUCUCAUAAUAGGAUCCAAUACCUCGAUAUCAGUGUGUUCAAAUUCAACCAGGAUCUGGAAUACUUGGAUUUAUCCCACAAUAAGUUAUGGAAGAUUUCGUGCCAUCCUCUCCUGAAUCUCACAUAUUUAGAUCUCUCAUUCAAUGAAUUCAAAGACCUCCCCAUCUGUGAGGAAUUUGCCAACAUGUCCCAACUAGAUUUCCUGGGAUUAAGUACUACAAGUAUACAAAAAUCAGACUUACUACCAAUUCACCAUUUGAAUCUAAGUAACAUCCUGCUAGACCUAGAAAGAUUUUAUGGGAAAAAAGACAAACUGGAGAGCCUUCCAGUUUUGAGCACAAAGGUACUACAAAUUAUCUUCCCUCCAAAUAGAGCAUUCUUUGUCCAACUGAAUAUGUCAGUGAGCAACUUAAGAAGUUUAGAACUAACUAAUAUUAAUUUGGAUAAUAAUAAUUGUUUUAUUUUUGCUGGUUUUUUAUCAGAAGUAAUUAAUAAUUCAAGAUUUCUGAAUCUUACCCUCUACCAUGUUGAAACUACUUGGAAAUGCUUUGUGGAAAUUCUUCAAUUUCUUUGGCAGAAACCCAUAGAAUAUCUUUAUAUUUACAACUUAACAUUGGUGGGAAAAAUUGAUCAUGAGACAUUUACAUAUAAUGAAACUUCACUGAAAGGGCUAAAAAUAGAACUUUUUACCAUCAAAGUUUAUAUAUUUUCACAACCAGAUUUGUAUCGUAUCUUUUCAGAGAUGAACAUAAAAAUGUUAAUACUAUUGAAUAGCCGUAUAUUGCAUAUGCUUUGCCCUUCUAACCCUAGCCCAUUUCAGUAUUUGGAUUUUGCUGACAAUCUUUUCACAGAGAGUCUUUUCCAAGAUUGUGAUAACUUAAACCUCUUGCAAACGCUUAUUUUACAAAAGAACAAAUUUAAACACCUUUCCCAGAUAGCUCAAAUGGCAGAGAAAAUGAAGUCUCUGAAACAUCUGGACUUAAGCCAGAAUUCUAUCAGUUAUGAUGAUAAUGAAAACUGCAAUUGGACUGAAAGUCUGUUGAUCUUAAAUUUGUCAUCCAAUGAGCUCACUGACUCUGUCUUCAGAUGUUUACCUCCCAAUAUCAUAGUGCUUGAUCUACAUAGAAACAAUAUCAGGAGCAUCCCUAAACAUAUGUCCAACCUGGAAACUUUGCAAGAGCUAAAUAUUGCUUUUAAUUCUUUAGCUGAUCUUCCAGGGUGCAGUACUUUUAGUAGCCUUUCUGUACUGGUAGUCAGAAAUAAUUCAGUUUCCAGCCCAUCUGCUCACUUCUUCAAUAGCUGUCAGAAUAUUAAAUCACUACAAGCAGGAGACAACCCAUUCCAAUGUACCUGUGAGCUAAGAGAAUUUAGAGAAAACAUAGCCACAUUAUCAAACAAAGUGGUACAUGGAUGGCCGCAUUCAUAUACGUGUACCUUUCCAGAUAGCUAUAAGGGGACACAGUUAAAGGAUUUUCACUUGUCUUCCUUCUCGUGUAAUUUAGUUCUGUUGGUUAUCACUGUUGUGAUGAUUGCCUUAGUUCUGGUGAUUGUUACAACUUUUUUGUGCAUCCACUUUGACUUCCUAUGGUAUCUGAGGAUGAUAUCUCAGUGGACUCAGACACGACACAGAGCUAGGAACAUCCCCGUAGACAAACUUGAAAGAACGUUCCAGUUUCAUGCUUUUAUUUCAUACAGUGAACUGGACUCUGCCUGGGUGAAGCAUGAGCUGCUUCCAAACCUAGAGGGUGAAGACCUAAGGAUUUGCCUUCAUGAGAGAAACUUUGUCCCUGGAAAGAGUAUUGUUGAAAACAUUAUAAACUGUAUAGAGAAAAGCCACAAGUCCAUCUUUAUUUUGUCCCCCAACUUCAUUCAGAGUGAGUGGUGCCAUUAUGAGCUUUACUUCGCUCACCACAAACUUUUUCAUGAAGGUUCAUGUAACUUAAUCCUCAUCUUACUGGAACCAAUCCCACAGGAUGGCAUUCCUGCCCGGUAUCACAAGCUGAAAGCUCUCAUGGCACAGAGAACUUAUUUGGAAUGGCCCAAGGAGAAGAGUAAGCAAGUGCUCUUUUGGGCCAACAUCAGAGCAGCAUUUAAUGUGAAAUUAGCAUUAGUUAAAGAAGAUGAUGACAUUUAGAUAAUUUAAAAUU